UUAACCAAUUGUCUAACAAUUUACUAAUUGUGUUUUCAUUUCAAUCAAAAUCACCUUACAAUCAAAGUUAAAAUUUGACUGACAACAAAAGUUUACAAUUGAUUUAAUUGCUGUGACAAUUUGCUCCAAGAAAAACAAAAUCAGAUGGAUCUCAAGAAAGGAAAAGUUCAGAAAAAGAAAUCACUCUGGUUAACCAAACGUUUCUGGUUAAUUGUUGCUGUUGUUUUCACUUUAACCAUGUUGUCAAUUGCUCUCAUCUUUACAUUGGCUCUUCCAUUGAGUUCACUUGCUGACAAAACGUGUGACAAUUUCGCCUCCGAAGGGCCUUAUUGCUUAGCCCAGGGUAAAAAUGAUAUCAAACGUGUCUACUCAACAAGGACAACAUUUAAUCAAUCAAUCAAAUUGCUUAAAUCUAAAAGUGAUUCAGUUAAAUUACCAGAGAAAUGUGAACCAGUUAUGUUGUAUAUUUUCAGUAGACACUCAAUCAGGUAUCCAAAGAGUGAUGAUAUUAUGGAAAUGGGCCAAUUGUUGCCCCAAUUACAACAGGAAUUAACUGAGGCCUUUAACAAAGGUUCAAGUGAAUUGUGUGAACAAGAUUAUCAAGCAAUUAAGCAAUGGAAACUUGAAAUGGUUCCUGAAAACGACAAUCAUGUCACACCAAGCGGAGUAAAAGCCACAAAGAAAAUAGCUAAGCUCUUCUACUCUCAAUAUCCUGAUCUAUUCGACCCAAAUAAGGUCAAUUUCCAGGUCGGUGUUACCUCCAAAGUUCGUACAAAUGAAACCGCUCAUGCUUUUGUUGAAGGUUUGGUUGAUAUUAAACCAGAAAUUAACAUAAAGGAGAGUGAUUAUGUUGUUCGUGAUUACCUUCAAUUCCAUUCAAUUUGUAAGAAAAAGAUUGGAGUUAAAUUACCCAAACCUAAACAACUCAAGGAAAUAACUGAAUCUAAAUUAUUUUCAAAAUUACGACAACGAGUUAGUAAACGAUUAGGUUUCAAUCGGACUAUUUCAGAUGAUGAAUUAAACAUCAUGUACACUUCAUGCAGCUUCGAACAAGCGAUUUUCGAUAAAGCUCCUUGGUGUAACGUAUUCACUAAAAGGGAAUUGAAAGUAUUGGAAUCACGAGAAGAUAUUGAACAUUAUUACAAAAAUGGACCUGGUUUCAAAUUGAAUCGUAAAAUGGCCUGUCCGUUGAUCGCCGAUCUAUAUGAGUCAGUCGAGAGAGCGAUCAAUAUACCUGAAAAUAGGACCACUUACCUUUACUUUUCUCAUGCAGGAGCGAUGUCCAGGUUAUGGUCAACAUUAGAUAUUUUCGAUAAACUUUCAUUAAAUGAGAACUUUUGUCCCGAUGGUAAACGCGAAUGGCAAACAUCAUUAAUCCUUCCGUUCAACGUUAAUUUUGAUGUGGUGCUUUAUCGAUGCUCAGAGGAUCAUGAAACUACCGAUCCAUCUGAUUAUAAAUUGUUAACAAUGAUCAACGGUGUUCCAAUUGAAAUCGACCAAUGUGAUGAUCCCUUUUGUAGUGCGACCAAAUUUCUGAAAGAAUACAAAUCGAUGGCUCGAACUUGUGAUCUUGACGAACUUUGUAAACUUCCAGGUCGUUCAUCUGAUGGCAACAAUACGGAAAAAUCUCCCGUUUCCGAUGAUGAUUAAGAAUUUAAAAAGUUACAAUCAAUCAUAAAUUGCGAUUUACGAGCAAAAAAACACAACAAAACCUCAUCUAAUUCAAUUAAUUUAACCUCUUGCUCCAAUUAACUUUCUGACCCAUUCAACUUUCAAACGCCUUUGAAAAUUGUGGACAAUGUAAUUAUAUUAUUUUAUUAAUCUAAUUUAAAAAAACUAAUUGAUUACUCUAGAUCAUGAUAAUAAAGAAAACCAACAAUCUAGACAA
Messenger RNA from Panonychus citri (citrus red mite), 1888 nucleotides. Its product is annotated as multiple inositol polyphosphate phosphatase 1-like. The coding region runs from base 145 to 1650 and encodes 501 amino acids. Gene Ontology annotation, molecular function: acid phosphatase activity; inositol phosphate phosphatase activity. The record is from RefSeq and is a predicted model, not a curated record. The transcript has 5 exons. NCBI's taxonomy places the organism in Eukaryota, Metazoa, Arthropoda, Arachnida, Trombidiformes, Tetranychidae.